UUUCAGUUUUCCCUUUCUCGCCUCCUCCUCCUUUCUUCGCUCCCCUUCCUCUCUCUGUUGUCCAUCAACCGUUUUCUUCCUCUUCUUCGUCUCCCAUUCGAUUGAACGCCAUUCUCCUCUGAGACGACGCGCAUUUCCCUUCUCCCUUCCCCUGUGCGGUGAAAAUGAACGAGACGGCCCCGGCGCCUUCGUCGCCGCUUCUGCACGCCCGGCGGGAGCCCUUCGAGUACGGUCUCCUCCCACUCUCCAAGCUCAUCUUCUCUGACGGUACCCAAACCCUAGCGCCGCUUCGUGACGAGCUCCUCCGUCGAUCCUCCCCAUCAGACGGCCCCCACGGUCCAUGCCGCGUUGACGCCACCGCGAUCAGCGAGGUGCUCCAGAUCUCUCCGGAGAACGCGAACCUCGUCCUCGACACCUUGGCCUCGGUCUUGCCUGAUCCCCUUGAUGGCAAGGCCGCUGAUCCGCUUACGACCGCCAAGGCUGCCGAGGUCGACGUGAUGGGCGCGAAUGUCUUCGACUUGAUCCUCUUCCUUUACAUUCAGUCAUACAAGAGACUUCUACCCAGGACGCACAAGGAUUCGGCGGCGGUGAACGACGUUUGGCCAUCGACCUCCGCGUUCGACGGAUACUUGUCCGUGCUUUCUCCCCUUCAGAUUGUGAGGUCCAACCGGCGGUUUAUGCCAUCACAGGCUGAUGAAGAGGUCCAUCAAUUAUCUUAUUUACAGAAACACUUGCCAAACAUACUUGCACUUUUGGGAGAGCCUGCUGAAGAAGAUGGUGAAGAAGUUCUGGUUUUAAGCUUGGAGAGGUUUGAGCACCUUGGCUUGCUCCUUCAAUUCGAGGAGAAUGGUUUGGAACUCUCUUUGAGCCAGGCUGCACCAUUUUUCGCGAAUUCAGAUCCAGAUAUGCCUGCUGUUCCUGUGCCUGCUGCCCAAGUUCAUGAAUGGAUUCUACAAAAUAUUUCUGCGUCUCUGGAACAUCCUGUUGAGAAACUUCCAAACAAAGACAACGGGCCCCUAAAUUCCACUGAUUCUGACAUUACUAUGACCGAUGCUUCAACUAAUCAACCCAAGGGCAUGCAAAAUUCACUUUUAGCUGGAGUAUCCAUGACUAACAUAUCUGCAUAUGCCAGAGGUCAGACAUUCAUUGAGGGUAUCUCUAAAACUUCAGUUGUAAAGCAAUCAAGCGACAUCAAAGGCCAUUCAGUCAAGGUUUUGAAUUGUCAUGAUUCUGUCAUUUACAUACUGUCUCCAUUAAGAUAUGUCAUUGUUAAUGGAUGUUCUGAUGCUACUGUUGUUCUUGGAGCCAUUGGUAAGGCUGUGAGAGUGGAGCACUGUGAGAGAGUACAAGUAAUUACAGCUGCUAGGCGUGUAUGCAUUGCCAAUUGCCGUGAAUGUGUUUUCUUCCUAGGUGUCAAUCAGCGACCUCUUAUCCUUGGGGAUAACCAUAAACUACAGGUGGCGCCAUACAAUACAUUUUAUUCUCAGUUGGAAGAACACAUGACUGAAGCUGGCAUCGUCUCAAGUAUUAACAGAUGGGACGAGCCUCUAACACUGGGAGUGAUUGAUCCACACGAUUCAUUAUCACAUCCAGCAGGGGUAUCAGAUGUUCAGGCUGAAGCCCCUGUAUGCCUUGACCCAUAUCAGUUCACAAAUUUCUUGAUUCCUAGAUGGUUUGAAGGUGAGUUGCCACAAUCUACAAAGCAAAAUCCGUUUCCACUGCCAGAUAUUUAUUUAGCAUCACAGAAGAAAAAGUUUCUUGUUCUGGAUGAUAUCAAACAAUCCUUAAGAAAUGCCCAACUUGAAGACAGCCGGAAAAGGGAGCUAGCAAAUGCCCUGCACGUGUACUUCAAGGAUUGGCUUUACUCUUCUGGAAAUAUUCGGCAGCUCUACUGUCUACAAGGAGAUUGAUGUGCAGGAAAUUGCGAAAGCUGGUUUUUGCUUGGGAGCUUGUAAAUUUAGCUUUUCAUUUCCUUCGAUCUUCUCACUUUUUUUGGUCUUAUAUUCAAGAUUGCUUUCGGUCUACACUUGUUUGUAAUAUUUCUGGACAUGUUUUGUCCUUGAGUUGUAUUGAUUGAUGAAGCAAAGGUUAUAGUGUCAAAAUCCAUGUUUCUUUGCUUACCUUACCUUAUAGUAGAAUCCAGAUGCUGGCAUGUUUACCUUAAGCCUUACUGUAAAUAUGUCUCUGGAUGAUGCAGGCAAUAAUAGCAUUAUUGCUGGGAAAAGCACUAAUUUGGGUCUUA
Messenger RNA from Nymphaea colorata (pocket water lily), 2242 nucleotides. RefSeq lists its product as uncharacterized. Lineage: Eukaryota; Viridiplantae; Streptophyta; Magnoliopsida; Nymphaeales; Nymphaeaceae. Bases 165 to 1910 code for a protein of 581 amino acids. The transcript has 9 exons. The record is from RefSeq and is a predicted model, not a curated record.